UCCGCGCGCGGUGUCAUGGCGGCGCCCAGAGACGGCACUCUCAGUUGGUUCCUUGCGUUGACAUUAGGGGUUUCCCUUAUAAAAUUCCUCUUAAUAAAAGCUUACCAUUCUACUGAUUUUGAGGUUCACAGGAACUGGCUUGCAAUUACCCACAGUUUGCCAGUUUCAAAGUGGUAUUUUGAGGAAACUUCAGAGUGGACCCUGGAUUAUCCUCCAUUUUUUGCCUGGUUUGAAUAUGGACUGUCUCACAUCGCAAAGUAUUUUGAUGAGGAGAUGCUUGUGGUGCAGAACCUGACGUAUGCUAGUCCAGCUACCAUUCUCUUCCAGCGGCUGUCUGUUAUUUUUACAGAUCUUGUCUUUGUUUAUGCUGUCAAGGAGUGCUGCAAAUGUGUACAAGGUGGUAAAAGGCCCAGGGACAUCUUAGGGAGUCCGUCCUUUGUUCUAGCAGUGCUACUCUUAUGGAACUUUGGACUUCUCAUUGUUGACCAUAUUCAUUUUCAGUACAAUGGAUUUUUGUUUGGUGUAUUUCUUCUUUCUGUGGCAAGACAUUUUCAGGGAAGACAUCUGGAAGGAGCUUUCCUUUUCGCUGUCCUCUUAAACCUAAAACAUAUCUAUCUGUAUAUAGCACCUGCUUAUGGAAUAUACUUGCUGAGAUCAUUUUGUUUAAUCCAGGACAAUUCAGAUGGAUCUCUAAAGUGGAGAAAUUUCAGUUUUAUUCGGUUAGCAGCACUGGGAAUAAUUGUAUGCUCAGUAUUUGCACUGUCAUUUGGGCCAUUUCUCGCUUUGGAUCAGCUUCCUCAAGUUUUGUCAAGACUCUUUCCCUUCAAAAGAGGACUGUGCCAUGCAUAUUGGGCUCCCAACUUUUGGGCACUUUAUAAUGCUGCAGAUAAGGCUCUCUCUGUCUUAGGUAUUAAGCUAAAAUUACUUGAUGUGGCCAAACUUCCAAAGGCUUCAAUGACAGGAGGCCUUGUUCAGGAAUUUCAACAUUCUGUACUUCCGUCAGUAUCCCCAUUGAUAACAUUGAUUUGCACCUUGAUAUCAGUCUCACCUGCGUUGUUCAGCAUUUGGCACAGACCUUGUGGAGCCAGAGGUUUCCUUCGAUGCUGUGUCAUUUGUGCCUUGGGAUCCUUCUUGUUUGGCUGGCAUGUGCAUGAAAAAGCUAUCCUAAUGGCAAUACUUCCACUAAGUAUAUUAGCAGUGGAAAGCAAAGAUGAUGCUGGGGUGUUUUUAAUCUUGGCAACAACGGGUCAUCUCUCUCUGUUUCCGCUACUCUUCACCACACCUGAAUUCCCCAUCAAAAUUCUUCUCAUGCUACUUUUUACACUGUACAGUUUCACUUCCCUGAAGAGGCUUUUCAGGCCGGAAUGUUGCUUGAUUAAUACUGUGGAGUCGGUCUACCUUUCAGGCCUAAUUCCGCUUGAAAUUUUCUGUGAGCUCAUCUACCCCUUGACCUCAUGGCAACAGACUUUUCCCUUCAUUCCUCUGCUCCUCACUUCGGUAUACUGUGCCUUUGGCAUCAUAUACUCUUUCUUCAGGCUCUAUGGGAUAUUGCUGAGAGGACCACGUUAUACAACCAAAAGGAAGUCUCACUGAGACUAUAAUGUGAGCGCAGCCACAUUGUUUUAAAAAGCAAGACUACUUUGGUGCUACCAUUGCUCGUCUCGAUAAGCAGUGAUAUUUGACAAAUUCAUAAUAGUAAAUAGUAGUCCUGUACUUUUGAAUAUAUGGACCAAAAUAUGGGAAACAAUAUACCCAUUUAAUUUAGAUUUUUGUGGUUCAGUAGUAAAUUGUUCUUAAUACUUGGUUUUGUUGAAAACGCAAGGUGAGUGGAUAUUUCUUGUGAUGAAUA
This is a messenger RNA of Scleropages formosus (Asian bonytongue), 1849 nucleotides long. RefSeq names its product ALG8 alpha-1,3-glucosyltransferase (gene alg8). The transcript is spliced from 13 exons. NCBI's taxonomy places the organism in Eukaryota, Metazoa, Chordata, Actinopteri, Osteoglossiformes, Osteoglossidae. The record is from RefSeq and is a predicted model, not a curated record. Gene Ontology annotation, biological process: dolichol-linked oligosaccharide biosynthetic process; protein N-linked glycosylation. Gene Ontology annotation, cellular component: endoplasmic reticulum membrane. The coding region runs from base 16 to 1593 and encodes 525 amino acids. Gene Ontology annotation, molecular function: dolichyl pyrophosphate Glc1Man9GlcNAc2 alpha-1,3-glucosyltransferase activity.